Messenger RNA from Amphiprion ocellaris (clown anemonefish), 2483 nucleotides. It is a transcript of the gene bean1, whose product is annotated as brain expressed, associated with NEDD4, 1. The transcript has 5 exons. The record is from RefSeq and is a predicted model, not a curated record. Lineage: Eukaryota; Metazoa; Chordata; Actinopteri; Pomacentridae. The coding region runs from base 293 to 1024 and encodes 243 amino acids.
GAGGCGGGGAGCUUCCGCCGGUGGACCGGGACCGCAGGACGGUAGUGAUGCUGCGAGACGGGAGCGCGCACGGGAGCCCGCUCGGAUGGUGUCGGUAUCAGCGGGAGUUUAACGGAGCUAUUCUGAGGAGGAGGGCCGAGUCCCGGGAGAAGAGGAGGAGGCAGCACCAGGAUGUAGGAACCGGAGCACCGACGGACGGUUCGGCAGUCGUCUGGUUUCCUAUUGAGAUGUUCCAGUAGAACCAGUGGAACCAGUGGAACCAGUAGAACCAGUGGAACCAGUGAUCAGGUUGAUGCUGAUGAAACUGAUCUGUUCAGUGAGCUCCAACCAGAGCCAUGGGGAGUUCCCAGACUGCCGGAGCCAGAGGGAGUCUGGAGGGGAGGCGUCGCUGCUGGUGUCUCCUCUGGUGGUGGCUGGCAUCGUUAUAGGCCUCGUCCUCUUCCUGUCCUGCAUCACCAUCAUCGUCGGCAGCCUGAGGAAGGACAGUCGCCUCCGAAACCCUCAGCUCAGAGCCAGCUACGGACCAGACGGUUUUUCCUUCGGAGGUUCUACAGGAGAACUGAGGUCCAGCUGCCUGGAGGACUUUCCUUCUGGUUUAGACUUUGGCUCUUACAGAGAGACUCUGUCCCAGAUCAACACCCUAUAUCCAGACUCACCUCCACGUUAUGACGAGUGUGUCGGUCCUGGUUCCCCUCAGAUCUACCUUCCUACCGAUGACCCGCCUCCCUACUCCCUAUUGGACCCCUGUCAUGAGGCGUCGGAGCAGGAGGUGGAGCUUCCUUGUGACUCUGGUCUGGACCCGCCCCCUUGCUGUGGUCAGAGCUCAGCCGGCGCCGCCUGGUUCUCCCCGACCUGCCACCCUCCGGACCACAUCUCCUCCAUCUCCUUCCCGUUGGAGGCGGCGCCGCCGUACGAGGCAGUGCUGCAGGGACCGCCCCUCUCCCUGGGGCCAUGUGACCUUUAUAAACACCAAUCAGAGAGGAGGGACGACGGCCAGCAGCUGCCAGCCAAUCACAUCGUGUAGAACGUUAACGGGCUUCUCCCAGCUGUGACGCCAGACAGACGCUGAUGAACGAACCGUCCUCAGCUUCUUACUGUUCACCACCGCUGGUUCUGGACAGACUUCUAACUGUCUGAAGAGGUCCGACCUCCAGACACAAACUUCCUGCUUCCUGUCGCCUGGUUCAGCCACGUUCUGACUGAUACUGUUUACUGUGUUAGAACUGAUCUGAGGUCUGAGUUCAGGUGUUCAUCAUGGUGGAGAUCACAGAGUCUAAAGGAGGAUUGAGAGCAUCGCAGGGUUUAGUUGACCUCAGAGAAACCAGGUUUACGUCUCCGGUAGGUGAUCUGUGGUUAGAAGAACUGAACUACCUGAAACCGUCCUGAGGCCUGAACUAUGACAUCCCUUCAACACAUCCAGCGUUUCUUUAUCUGACUUCACUAAAGCCGAACAACUAAACCAACCAAUCAGACGGAUCAGGUUUCUGAACGAAGCUCAUUUAACAUAAAAAGAUGUGAUGGAUUCAGGUGUAGAAACGUAUACUUCCUCCUAAACCAAACAGUUGAGCUGCUUCCAUGCAGGUUUCUUCCUUCUUCUUCCAUUUAAUGAUCAUCAGACAGCUUUAAACUUUAACUUGGAUCAACGCUGGCUGUUUUAUCUGGAAGGUUUUCAACAUAUCGAGCUAAAAUUUAACAGAUAUCUUCAUAAAUAUCAAUAUUUUAUGCUGUAAAAAUAUCAGUCAAAUCAGUUGACAGUUUGAUGAUUUAAGGUGGAAUGGCACAACAAACUUAACCUCAUUGGGAUGGCGUGAGCAGCGAUCUUUAUGCUCUCAGCUGAUGGUUGGAAACAGAAAGAACUAACAUAGAAACACAGUUCAAAGCAAUGAGUAGAGUUCUAGUUUUAGCUUCCAACAGCCGUAUGAAGCCAUAUGGAACACUGGAAUAGCUUUAAAUCUCUACAGCCACAGUGGAGGCGUAGUCCUGACAGUGAACACCUCCGUAGAUCCGGUUGGUCUGGACCAGAGCAACACUUCAGGUUUUACUUGUGAUUUACUGGACUAGCUUUGCUAAUUCCAACAUCGCCAACUUCACAUCCUGCUUUGUAGUUCAGGUCUCAUUCAGGGGAAAGAAUCGUCCGCUAUCCGGGUCGGUUUGUUUGUUACGUCCUUUAAUAAACGUGACGGAGGACGUUGUUCAGUAUCUGCAGCAUGUGAUCACCAGACUGACGGAGGUUCUGACGGUGGUGACUCUUCCUACCAAGGGCUCUGGUUUUCUCCGAGCAGCAUCAUGUAGCUCCGAGCCUGAAGAGGCCGAACCGAUGCAACCGACAACAAGCACUAAACUGUAGAAAACUCUCACAUUGUUCACUCAGACAUCUUUUGCCUUCAUUCACCCUGAAAGAAUUAACGUCACAGAUGUUUAAUUGUCAUAUAAAAGAUAAGUAUUCCUGAGUGUCACCUGAUUAAAACUGCAUCUCUUCUGAA